AUUUAGACCCGGAGUUACUUAAAAGCGAACAAAAUUGCACACUUACUAGAAAAUCCGUUGCACCACCAACCACCGUUAUCGGGUGGCACAGCGGAUCGUCUUGGGGUAGAAUUUGAUUUCUACAACGUGGCCUCCAGCAAGGUACACCCCAGUCCGGGGGCAGCGCGCAGUGUUUGGGCGCUGCCCCUGACUGCCUCCUCGUCAUGCAACAUGGAGGAAGAUGGUCAUGCUCAUGGCGACAUUGAUAUUGACAUCGAUCAUCGUCCGCACUCGCCGCCUGGCGCCAAUGGCGGAGUUUCCAACGGCGAUAGCAAUGAGCAUGAUAGCAAUAUGCUGCUAUUUGAGGGAUUGGAUGGCGCUACGGUUAACCUGGAUGAUAUCUUUGACAUUAUCAAGAACGGUGAAGUUAGCGAGGUGGAGAACCUAGUGGAAAAGUUUGGCAUGGAAUGCUUGUCGGCCAGAGAUCGUCAUGGCUACACGCCCGCCCACUGGAUUGCGCUCAAUGGCAAUGUGCAGCUCAUGCGCUAUCUAAUCGAACGCUCGGCGCCCAUUGAUCUGCCCUGUCUGGGCACCCAAGGUCCACGGCCCAUUCACUGGGCUUGUCGCAAGGGACACGCCUCUGUGGUGCAAGUUCUGUUGCAGGCGGGAGUGGCAGUAAAUGCGGCUGAUUUCAAGGGUCUCACGCCUCUACACUUGGCCUGCAUGUAUGGACGCACUGCAACAGCUGCCUAUCUCCUGGGCAUGGGAGCGCUCAAUAAUCUGACGGACAUCAAUGGGGAUACGGCUCUGCACUGGGCGGCAUACAAGGGACAUGGCGAUCUGAUGCGCCUGCUGAUGUACUCUGGCGUGGAGCUGCAAAAGACGGAUAACUUUGGAUCAACACCAUUGCAUCUGGCCUGUCUGUCCGGGAACAUUAACUGCGUCCGUCUGCUCUGCGAGAAGUCUCAAUUGGAUCUGGAGCCGCGUGAUAAAAAUGGCAAGACGCCCAUUAUGUUGGCACAGGCGCAUCAGCACCAGGAUGUGGUGCGCUUGCUUUAUGGAGAAGUCAAGAAGAAGUCACGCUGGAUGCCAUCUGUAUCGGAGAGUUGGGGCUGGCUCUUUGGCGGCGCUGGGGAUUCCAAGGGACCGCUGUUUCUCUUUCUCUUCUCCGUGCUGCUCUGGGGAUAUCCCAUGUACAUGAUACGGGCUAUACCCAUUACCUGGAAUAUCUUACGACGAUCGCAUUAUUGCUUCAUAUACUGGAAUGUGGUCAUGUGGGUUAGCUGGGCCAUUGCCAACCGUCGGGAUCCCGGCUACAUACCCUUGAGUUCCGAUGCCUACUACCGUGCGAUCAAGCAAAUCCCGUACUUUGAUAAACUCAAGAAACGGAAUGUGAUGCUGACCAGGUUGUGCCACAGUUGCCGUUGCCUGCGUCCGUUGAGAGCCAAACAUUGUCGCGUCUGCAAUCGUUGCGUCUCCUACUUCGACCAUCACUGCCCCUUUAUCUACAACUGCGUCGGGUUGCGGAAUCGCAUGUGGUUCUUCCUCUUUGUGCUCUCGGUGGCCGUCAAUUGUUCCUUUACCAUUUAUUUUGCCUGCUACUGCGUCAUGAUCGAGGGAUUCACACUCUUGUAUGUGCUGGGACUUAUCGAGGCUGUGGUCUUUUGCGGAUUGGGUUGGAUACUCACCUGCACUUCGAUCCUUCAUGCCUGCAUGAAUCUCACUACGAACGAGAUGUUCAACUACAAGCGGUAUCCAUAUUUGCGGGAUAAGCGUGGCCGUUAUCAGAAUCCUUUUUCGCGUGGUCCAAUACUGAAUCUGCUGGAGUUCUUUGUCUGCCUCCCCGACCGAGGAGAUGACAACGAUCUGCUGCUUGAGGAUAACAUUUGAUUAAGAAGCUAGGAGCGCGCUCUUUCUCGCCGGCGCAAGGUGCCCGUGCGUGGAUAAUAGCGUCAGUCACCGCUCAAAGGAGGCGGCUGUGCUUUGAUUUUGCUCCAGGCUUAAUGCUUACUUGAUAGAUCACAUCUUAAACCGACACUCCAAUCGGUGUGAGUUGCUAAAUGCAUCUUUUUAUCAGAUUUACAAUUGCAAUUUAUAAUAUCCUUGCAAAGGAAUUCUCUCUUAUAAGUUCUCACGAAAUGCCUUCGGGAAACUUUAAACUAAAUAGCGUUAGUAAAUUGUAAUUAUUAUAAUUAUAAUAUCCAUAAUUGUAGUUUCCAUAUAUCAUAGAUCUUUUAUAAGAACAAUAUGAGGACUCAGCUGCAAGGAUAUUUAAGCUUCGGUGCUUCGAAGAAUGCUUUUUUUUAUCUUGUUAUACUUAUCUAGCAUAAAGAAUAUAAGAAUACGCUUCUCUUGUUAUUUAAUUUUUUUUGUACAAAAUUGUUAUGUAUAAAACGUUGUAUUUAAUGAAUCUCUAUAUUAUAUAUACUUAAUAUAAUUAAUAAAAAUGUAUGUAAAAUG
This is a messenger RNA of Drosophila innubila, 2439 nucleotides long. RefSeq names its product probable protein S-acyltransferase 23 (gene Patsas). Gene Ontology annotation, cellular component: Golgi membrane. Bases 211 to 1869 code for a protein of 552 amino acids. Gene Ontology annotation, molecular function: protein binding; palmitoyltransferase activity. The transcript has 2 exons. Gene Ontology annotation, biological process: protein palmitoylation. NCBI's taxonomy places the organism in Eukaryota, Metazoa, Arthropoda, Insecta, Diptera, Drosophilidae. The record is from RefSeq and is a predicted model, not a curated record.